Molecule: messenger RNA, 5707 nt
Organism: Maylandia zebra (zebra mbuna)
Lineage: Eukaryota; Metazoa; Chordata; Actinopteri; Cichliformes; Cichlidae
Product: carboxyl-terminal PDZ ligand of neuronal nitric oxide synthase protein
Molecular function (GO): nitric-oxide synthase binding
Source: RefSeq, a predicted model, not a curated record
AGGCCAUGCGUAUCGUUCGGACAGUCGGGCAGGCGUUUGAAGUUUGUCACAAACUGAGUCUGCAGCACACGCAGCAGAACACAGAUGGACAGGACGACCACCACAGCGACAAGAACAGCAAUGACUCCUCCGUCACAGGUGUGCGUGCUUAUCCACCUGUGUGUGUAUGUACUUUCCUGGGCUCAGUUCGGGAGCUAACAGGUGCAGAGAAGACGGCGACCGUCGCUGAAGAAACCGACAUUGAUGCCGAGGAGGUGAGCCAGGCGCUAGCAGCAGAGGAUCUGAACCUCAACAGAGGAGUGACUGACCUGGACGCCACAGCCAAGACAACAGAUGUGAACCUCUCAGAAAACAAGCAGCCUUCAGAGGAGGCUUCCCUGCUGGUGUCCAGCCCCAAGAUGCUGCUCCCAGCAUCAGGCAUACUGCCACCCAGCACCCCGUUGUCUGUGCACCACCAGAUCCAACUGCUCCAGCAACAGCUCCAGCAGCAACAGCAGCAGACACAAGUGGCUGUGGCACAGGUCCAUCUCUUGAAGGACCAGCUGAGUGCAGAGGCCACGGCUCGGCUGGAGGCCCAGGCUCGCGUCCACCAGCUGCUCCUCCAGAACAAAGACCUGCUGCAGCACAUCUCUCUGCUGGUUAAACAGAUCCAGGAACUGGAGACCAAAAUGUCUGGACCAAAUUCCAUGGGUUCCCAGGACAGUUUGUUGGAGAUCACCUUCCGGUCUACAGUACCUCCGGUGAUAUGUGACCCCACGACACCUAAGCCUGAGGUGUCAGCCCUCAACCUGCACACAUUUGGCAACAGCGACGGGACCAGCAAUGCCUUCUCAUCAUCCAACGGGACCCUGGGAAGCCCACUAGUUGAUCAAAGUAUGUUUGAGAACUCCAUUGCGCAGCAGCAGAGUCCCCAGACCUCGAGGCCAGGGCCGUCCUCGACCCGGCGCGCCGCGGCGACGACUAAUUCCAACCCGGGGUCCAGCUGCGUGGACUCGCCCUCCUCUGGAGGACAGCAGAGGCUGAAAAAUGCCAUUAACCUGGGCAAGGCAGUCGGGGCAAAGGUCAAUGACUUGCUAAGAAGAAAAGAGCCCAGCAACCUCGGAGACAUUGGGGUCACGGAGGUCAACAAGAAUGUUGGUGCAGUUUGGAGCUGCAUGGAGCAACUCAGUGAGACUGCUGCCAGCAGCCACAUCACCUCCUUUGACUCCUUCCCUCGGCUGGACCCUCCACCCCCAUCGGGGAAGAAGCGCCUCCCUCGAGCACUGAAGACGACCCAGGACAUGAUGAUCUCCUCUGACCCCGUGGUCUCCUCCCCCGACCCUGUGGAUUCUUCCUCUUUCCCUUCCUCCCCUGAGAAGACAUCCCCCAUCACUCAGGAGGAGAUAAGGAAUGAGGAGGAGCAGCAACAGGGAAAGGAGGAGGAAAAGAGGCCAUCGGGCCCAGCAGAGAGGAAACCCGGAGCUGAUUCUGAGACAGCUGAGAUCAAUGACAACGUGGAUACAGUGAUAGGUGGAGAAGAGGAUGGCGUAGAAGUGGGAAGCUCUGAUGAAGGCAUGGAUGAACACAGGCUCCAGCUCCAGCUCUCUGUACCAGACCUCAUCAAUAAAGAUCCCCCUCUGGAGUCCAAAGCCAAACAAUGCGAUAUCUGGCAGAAGGCGCCGGGGCCAGACUCGCGGCUGGCUUCCACUCCCUGCUCGGGCAAAACUCCCUGCCGCAUCAGCCUGGGCGAGGAUGUCCUGCUGGGGAAUGGCGCCCCCUGUAGCAAAGCCACUGGAGGGAGCACUGAAGACAUGGAGCACCAUCCAGACCUGCUGUCGUUUGAGUAACACACAGAGCUGCGGCCAAAUAACCAGUUCAGUAGAUUUCAAAAAGAAUUUGAAGUUUUUCUCUUAGUGUCCAUCCCAGAAAUGUGUGUGGAGGUAAUUCAAACAGACUGCAGCGAGUACUGCAAAUCAAAAAUUCACUGCCACUUUUCAAUUUUUCAACUCGAUCUUCUCUGGGCUUUACUUUAGGAAAAGAGAACACGUACUUCCAGAACCGAGGGCUCUUUAUCUUUUUUUAAUCUGAUUUCCGGAUGUGCGAUUAGCUGAAAGGUCACGGUAAUUACGCCUUGCUUUCUAACACGGCUGAUCUGAGGUCAGCUGGGCGCUUCAAGAAUCUUGUUAAUGAAUGAAAACAAAAACUGACCAGCAUGAGACAAUGAAUGAGCAGCAACAGAGGAAAUAAGCGGGACUCUUUUUUGUGCAGUUUUUUAAUGCUUCUGAUUUAUUCACUGUGUAUUUCUUAUGUAUAUCAGGUGUCUAACAUAUCAUGCCUUCCUCAGUAAUGUAAUGAUGAUGUAACAAUGAAUGUUUUAAGUGAGAUGAAAUAUCCUUUAAAUGGGCUAAAAUGUUACAGACAGUUAUUGGCAAGUGUAACCACAAACAUUAAAUUUUAUAUUAUUUUAUCAGUAUUAAGAUAAAACACUAUUGUAUUUAGCACCACGAUAUUUUCGCUCUAUUUAAAGGGACAUUUCAUUGCAUUUUUGGUAUAAAUCAUACAAACGCUGCUGCAGCUCAAAGUUAUACAGCAAUAUAAUGUACAUUUAGACUCAUUUAACAUAAAACUCAAGUGUUAGGAGUUAGGCGCAGGCUCGGGAAAAGAAGACGGAAGUGAGGGGUGGAGAGGCGGAAAGGAUGUGAAUGUGUAAGAUGGAAAAGGUUAGCGAGGAAUUUCCUUUCAGUUCAGUCGAUAUGAAAUGUCACGCAGCACUUUCUACUGCAGGAGGGCGAAGCCUUUUGACCCUCAGCUUCACCCUAAAGAAAUGAUUCCUGUUCCUUCUUGAGCCAACCUGGAAGAGAACUUUCUCCAAAAUGGAUUUUUGGAACACACUUAAACUUUUGUUUCAGUUAUAUUUAUAUAGCGCCAAAUCACAACAACAGUCACCUCGAUGCGCUUUUUCUUGUAAGGUGAAGACCCUACAAUUACAGAGAGAAAUCCCAACAAUCAGACGACAUCUGAUGAGAAAGCACUUGAGUGAGACGUAACGUCCGGCAGAACCAAGCUCGGGGAGGGGGGCGGGAAUCCAAACCUACAUGGCCCUGUGUAAAAAAGCGUUCGCCCCCUAAACCUAAUAACUGGUUGGGCCACCCUUAGCAACAACAACUGCAAUUAAGCGUUUGCAAUAACUGGCAAUGAGUCUUUUACAGCUCUGUGGAGGAAUUUUGAACCACUCAUCUUUGCAGAAUUGUUGUGACUCAGCAACUGUUUGUACCAUAAAAAUUUGAUUGCCUGGAAGGCGAAGGAGCUGUGUGUUUGGAUCCAGGCUCAUAAUUUGACCAUAACUGAAACACCAACAUGAUAAAGAUUUCCAAAAUCAUCUUCCCGCUGUGGCUGAACUGAAAGCGAAUUCCAGUGAUCUCCACAAAAUCCUGAUGGAGAGUCGAAAGAGAGACGGGUGGAGGGACGGGCAGCUUUUGGAGGGAGGGCUGCUGGAAAGUUGUUUCUGAGCUGAGGAGGAGCAGGAUAAUUAGCUGUCAGCAGAAAGAGAUGAAAGAGGUGCGUUUUUAUUUGAGCAGAUCAUUAAGUGACAGACCAAAGACAGAAGCGAUUGGCUCAGUCAGACAUGCUGUUUUUUGUCACAUUAUUUUAGUGAGAAAGCAGGAGCGAAGAUUUCUGCAGAAGAGAAUCUCUCUCAUUUACUUUCACUUCAUCGGCUCUGGAAAAAAGAACCCAAAGCCUGUGUAUUAAUACCUUUGUCGUAGCAGUUCGCAUUUGAAACUUUCUGACUCAGAAAGGUUUUUUUUUAUCACUGUAAGAGUAGCACAAUCAAGUUGCCAUGGUUAUUGUAGCACAAGCAAAGCUGUAUUUUUAUAACACUACUGUGUGAGCAUCUGUUCUGCAGAUCUGUGCGAGUGGAUUAAAGUGGACUUUUGAACUGUGGAAAGUGAACACAAAGAUCCCAAUGCCCAGACACUGAAAAGAACCCAUUUUCUGCGAGUGGCCUCAGUGAGUGACCUGCUGUCCUUGUAGGGAUACACUAAAAAUAUCAAAGAGCUCCCAGAGGACAGCGAGACAGAGGCACAGCCAGCGUUGGUCAUGGUCAGGUCGUGCUCGGCAGAAUGAGAGGAAUGUUGGAGCUAAAGAGAAAUAGAUAAAGGAAGCUUUGUCUCAGUCUGUCUCUCUCUGACUUGGUCUUACUGCCAUCUACCACCACAAUAAAGCAGCUGAUGUCUCCCAUUAAAGAGUUAUUUCACCCAAGUCACAAAACAUAAUUGUCCCAUUAGCUUUAACAAGCAACCUGCAAGACACUGUGGAGAUUUUCUGCUGUUUUCAGCACCCAGAGCAUUGCUCAUGAAGUGAGAGUGGCAGAUGACAGGUGGAAAUGAAAAGUAGCUUUUUAAAAAAAAAAGAAAAAAGAAAAUGUGUAAACUGACCCUUUUAGGUAGAUGCAAGAGUGAAAAAGUAUCAUUUACUAUUACAAAAAAACAUAACUACUGACAAACACUGGUGUACAGCAUGAGCAGGGAAAAUAUAGCCACCAUUAUUAAAAUGGGUUUCUUAAACCAAAGCAGUUUGUUAUAGAGGAUAGCUAAGGCUGAUGAUGUCAGAUAUCCCUAAUAUGGUCAUUUAAGUCCCACCCACUUACUGUACAAACUUACUGUUUGUGAGAGGCAACCAGUCAGAAGGAAUGUGGCUUAAAGUGAGGGGAGGGCUUGUGUUUGGCCUGAUGAGCUGCACCAGCAUGAGGUAAAUGAGGAUUUUCUUGAACAGCAAAUAUUACAAAACCUCUGAAGUAGAGUCCAAGAAUAUAAAUCUGUUGUAUGAAACGUGAGCAGAAGCCCUGCCCACUUUAAAUGGCUCAGAAAAACUGAAAUCUGUCAAGUAACGACCAAAACUCUUUUUUUUUCAUGUUUAUGUAGAGCUCAUCGGUCCCUAAAUGAAACAAAAACCACCCUAAAAUAAAAAUUGUAACUUGUAGCCUGACGGUCGAUGAUAAGCCAAGUGUCUCUCAGCACGGAGAUGAACCACUUAUCAGAGAGGCUUUGAUGUGAUCUAACAAACACGCAGGAACGGAUUGAUAACAGCCACUCGGAUUGAGUCAGAAGGUAAAAGCAAUGCAACGCGAUCAUUAGUUCAGAGAAUGCAAACGAGCAGCUUUACGAGGACACAAACACUAAAAAGCUGAAUUCUUUUAUUUGCUGAUGAAGGAGGAGCAGUGUACUUUUUAUGGAAAUGUUGUAAGGCUAUUUUUGAAAAUUCUGUGAAAAUGCUAAUCACUUUGUUGCUCUAACAAAUGAAGGAAAGAGAUUUAUUUUGAUAUACAGUCAGAGGCAAUCUGCGUUAUUUAGCUGCUGCAGAAUUUGAUAAAUGGAGAGGAAGAAAAUGACCACCCUUUGUCUGUGACGUCGUGUCUUGCUUUUGUCUUUUCAACGCUGGUCGACAUGAUUUCAGCAGACAUGAUGAAUGAAGGAAGCUGAGUGCUGCACGUGGAGGCUUUUUCAAAACAAGCCCGAAGACUGGGACCUUUUAGCAAUUCUGCUUUAACUGUUGCAAAUUAUGUGACUGUGUCUCUUUUUUUAUAAUGAAAAAUCAAAAUGAUUCAAUAAUUUUUUGCCUUUUAUCCUCCUAAUGUAGUUUUUUUUUUUUUUUAAGUGGGGAAAUAAUUCCUCCAAUGGCUGUAAUCUUCUGAGAAAACAAAUCUGAAAAUAGACUUAAUCAUGAACCA